AUGUCAGGAACCAUAUUCUUCUGGAUAAGCCCCUGGCCCUCGUACCGCUCAGAACCUGCAUUAAACAAACUUCUCUUGUUUUCAUUGUCGUCGUCUCCGUAGUUACCGAGCCAGUAUUCCGCAGCACCUGCACGGCAGCCGAGUGCUCCCCCCCCCACCGCUCCCAAGCCCUCCCUCUCCUUCCUCCCCCCUCCAGAGAUGGGAGACAAGCCCCCUCCGGCGCCCUGGGCGGAGGAGCUUAAAGCCAGAACCAACCGAAACCAAGCCAAUCACAGUGCGUCUGCCGCUCCUGUGCCCACCCCCGCCGCACAGCCAUUGGCUAAAGGCCCGAGUGGCGCUCCCAAGAGUGGUUCCCUUCCUGUCAAUCAAACCGGGACGGGGUUUGGGGUCCGAAUGGCAGCCCCGGUGGCGCCGAAGCCGAACAAGAACCACAUCCCUGCCCCGUUCGGCACAGCCUCACCUGACGCCCCUGCCCCCGCCCCUAAACCCUCCCCCACAGCCAGCUCCUCCCCUGCCCCCGCCCCUAAACCCAGCCCCACAGCCAGCUCCUCCCCUCCAGCUCCUUCCCUCCCCCCCCCACCCCCACCCCCUGGGCCUCCGACCAGCACAGUGGCUCCCCCUGCCUUCAAUCACUUAAAGAAGUCUCCCAUUGGCAGCCUGGAAAACGUGAACCCGCCUCCUGCCCAAGGCCCGCCUCCUCAGCCUAAGAUGAUGACAUCACCACCCUCCUCUUUCAACCAGGCCAUUAAAUCUCCCUCUCCAUCAAAGCCCUCCCCGCCUGGCCCAGUGGCCAUCCCAGGUGGUGGGGUUCCCCUCUCCAUGAGAGAGGUGGAGGAGCUGGAGAGAAUGACCAACGACUUCAUCAAAGAUAUGGACACGCAUGCUCCUGUCAUCACGUCAGCACCCACAGAGGUGUGUGGUAAGUGUAAGGAGUCCUUGUCGCGCACCCAGCCGGCCGUGCGAGCCAUGGCCAAGCUCUUCCACUCAGACUGCUUCUGCUGCCUGAGCUGUCAGCGCCCCCUGCAGGGCAUGCAGUUCUACGAGAAGGACGGGACCCCAGAGUGUGAGGACUGCUACGUGAGUUCCCUGGCGGUGUGCUCUCGCUGUGGGGAGAAGAUCACAGACCGCGUGCUGAAGGCGGUGGGCCAGUGUUUCCACGCACACUGCUUCCGCUGCAGCACCUGCUCCUGCAGCCUGGAGGGGGCGCCCUUCAUCACCGACGACAACAACAACCCAUACUGUGUCCAGGAUUAUCACAGGCGGUUCUCUCCCCUGUGUGUGAGCUGUAACGAGCCCAUCGUUCCUGCCCCGGGAAGCGAGGAGACCGUCAGAGUCGUGGCCCUCGACAAGAACUUCCAUCUCAAGUGUUACCGGUGUGAGGACUGCUCCCGCCCCCUCUCCAUAGAGGCGGAUGCAGACGGCUGCUACCCAUUGGACGGCAAGAUACUGUGCAUGAAAUGCCACACCCACCGAGCCAAGCAGGCCAUGCACUGAUUGGGUGGAAAACAACCGUUACUACAGAAACCAAUCCAAAGCACAGCAGCCCUUCAUUUCCCUUCAUGUCUUUGCAACAGGGCUUUACAUGUGCGCACGUGAGUGUUAAUGAGGUAGAGGACGUUUGUAUCGAGUUGUCCGGUGGUAUUGUUCCUCUUCUGUCUCUCUCUCUCCAUCUCCCCUCCUUCAAUGCAGAGGUAAUGUACUGCACUGAUGUACACUCGUCUCCUCUCGCUCGCUCCCUCUCUCUUCCUCCUGUCCAUCCAACUCCCCCCUUCCCUUCCUCCCUCCCUCCUCACCUCUUCGCUGGCCUUGUUCGCGAGCCUGAGUUAGAUCUCACGGCCGCUCUGUGUUUACGCUGAAUCUCCCCCAGCAUGACUUGCACAAACACAUCUUUGUCAUGGGCUCGGUCUCACCAGUCCAAAAUGGCCGCCCUCCCUCGUCACCUUUGUGCCCUCCUGACCUCUGAACUCUGACCUGAAGAAUGUUCUGUCUGACGUCACAAAGGGGACGGGGGGAUGAUGGCUGUUAUAGACUGAACAGUGAUUGUGUGACACUGAUCUGAGGUCAGUUUUCUAUUGACUCGGAUCGUGAUGGUUGAGACAUAGGGGAAGUUUAGCUGAUCUUAAGUCAGUGCCUAACAGCCUCCUUUUCCAGCUUUAUGGGGUGUCUAAGUAGACAUGAGUCGAUAGAGGUUUUAAGGUGGACUGAUGUAGACAUGUGGUUUUAAGGUGGACUUACGCCCCCCUGUAGCUCCCAGAUCUGCACUGGUGGGCUGGCAGUACCUUAAGCACAACAGGAGUUGUAGUGCCUGCGAGCAAACAAGUUGCUUAACAGCCUUUAGUGUGCUUUCUUCAGAACUAUACAUCCCAUCGGGCAUUGCACGUUUUCAGAGCAGUGCAGUAUGGGAAAUGUAGUUCCCCUAGGGCUAACACUUUAGUGCAAAAAAACUAAACAAAAUGUGUGGAAAAACGUUGCUCUUUUUCAUUUGUGGUAUGACCUUGUGACUUCAUAGGCAUGUAACACAAACAGAUCUCUGAUAGUCUUGUUCCAUUUGAUCAUGCAAAAUCUAAAUGAAAUAAAUAAAAUAGUCAUUGUGAAAAUAAUUUGAAGUGUAAAAGCGAAUUUCAACCUAGUGUGUAAUUUAGUGGCAUGCUGCUAAGAACAAAAGAGACAGGGUGUUGUGCCAAACACAGAUUCCAUUCCAGUGAUCUCAGAAAGGAGCAUAGCUGAAUGAAAGCAGAGUAACAGUGUACAAUAUGGUGUUUCUUGUUCAAACGUUUUACAGAAAGACGUGUCUUGGUGUCUCAGUCAUUCACUGUGACUGCAAACAAUUUACAGCACUGGAAAACAUUGAGAGACCUCUGCACCUUUUGCUUUCAUAAAAUUAAAAAUACAAUAAAAAUAAAAAAAACGUUGAGAAGGACAGUUUUGAGUGAGGAACAAAAGGGUGAAAUUUAAAAAGCCACUGCAAAUUUGACCCAUCUGUUCCUCACUUAAAAUGAUCCUUCUCAACUUAAAAAAAAAAAAUGAAGAGAAAAGGUGCUGUGGUUUCAAUGUGUUCCAGAGCUGAAUCGAGCUGUUUCAGUAAGGUUGAUACAGAAUGUUGCUACUUUAAGUGUAAGUACACACCCUCCAACUGUAAAUGCUUUGUGUUAUUUCUUUUUGCUGUCGUAGCUCUCUGAACAAUGCUCUAAACCUGAAAUGAACAAGGAUUCUAAGUAUUAUAGCCACACACGUAUAAAACCAAUCAGCCACUACAGAGAGCAGGAACGUAAUAGCAGCUUCAGAUGCUUCUGCAAAGUACAGGUUACUGACUGAAGGGUCAUGUGAAAACACCUAAUACUGCAGGCCUUUAGUGUUCACACUUCCUAUUCCUUUUACGUGGCAUUCACUUAAAAACUUUUUUUUACAUCUCUUUCAUUUGGUGUGUGUGUGUUGUACCUGGUAUAUCAGUCUUCAAUGAAUACCACUAUUUUGCCAUAACUCUUCUAGUGUAUAAUAGUGUCUUGGUAUUUGUUAUAUUUUGAAUUAUUCUACUUAUAAUCUUCCAGUACUGUGUUACAUCGAUUAUGACUCUUUUGACUUUGUUGGUUUGCAUGCGGUCCUUUUCCAAGAUAAUAUCCCACUGUUGUCUUUAGGUUGGUGUUACCCAUAGCAACACUCCUUCCCACAAACACAUUUGUUCUUAUGAAUUUGACCACCGCCUUGCACAACAGUUAAACAAAAACCAACACGACAUCCAAAACCAGGUGGCCAGAUGUGACUCGGCAUGUAAGCUGUGAUGAUGAUGAUGUUUAUGUUUAUGUUCUUCAAUCUUAAGUAUUAUCUCUGUUUUUUUAUUUGCACAAACUAUUUCUCCCUUGUGACCAUGCCUCCAUCACCAGUGCUCAGUAUGACAGUGAUGAUGAUAAUGCCUUCUCCAUUUUCCUCCCACAUUAAUUUAAUUGUCAUGUAUGAUUAUUGCCUUGUUUUUUCAUAAUGUUCUUAUAUAAAUCCCUCAAUUAUGAUAGUGUGACAGUGUACAGUAUAUGUUCCAAAACAUGCAAACAUUAUUGACCUUAUGUUUGUUUCUCUUCUCAUUUUACUGUACUCAAAAUAAUAAACAAAUUGCUAAUUGCCAAAA
Molecule: messenger RNA, 4120 nt
Organism: Hypomesus transpacificus
Lineage: Eukaryota; Metazoa; Chordata; Actinopteri; Osmeriformes; Osmeridae
Gene: zyx
Product: zyxin
Exons: 8
Biological process (GO): transforming growth factor beta receptor signaling pathway; integrin-mediated signaling pathway
Source: RefSeq, a predicted model, not a curated record